Amoebophrya sp. A120 is the source of this 1370-nucleotide messenger RNA. Lineage: Eukaryota; Dinophyceae; Syndiniales; Amoebophryaceae. The record is from the annotation of a GenBank genome assembly.
AUUGUCGUCGUGCCUUUCAUAUGACGGAAACUGUUCUACCACUUUUUUCUUAUUCGCUCUGUGUAUAAAAUGUCGUGCCUCGUACUCGAAGCUUCGCAGUUGGCAUGUCAAGUGAGUGACCGACGCUGACCAGACCUUCACGAGAAUCGGGGAAGUAGAAUAUUUACCGCAAUGCGAGAGCUAAGCAAUUAAUGCCAUGAAUUUUCAGAGUGAGCGUGUCUAUGAAGAAACCCUUUCUGUCCAGAAGAGUGAGAUAUGAGCCGAUAUUUUCUACGAGAUACGAAAGAGAUGGCUGACGUUGAUCCAGAUUCGGACCGAACGAAGGGCCGGACGGCGACAGAGAUACGAACCAACCGCCAGAUUGGCAAAGCAGCAGACCGGAAGGAUGGCGUCGCCUUCUACUCUCUCUCGCGCGCGCGCAUGCCCCGGUUCGUAGCGGCUGGCGUGGCUGCUGGCUUGACCGCUUCCGCCGUGAACACCUGCACUGCCGUGCCGCAGACCAAGACGGGCGUGUCCGAGUCGGUAAAGAACUUCGAAAAUCAAAACCUGCUUCACCUCUCUUUUCGAUCUGGAGGUUUCAUUGUGCAGUUUGAAUGUAUUUGCGCCGUUUGCCUCGAGUAGUACUGAUGCAACCUGUAGUUCAUGAUUUUACAUAAAAAAAAAGGUAGAAAAAGACGACGAACCUGGGGGAAGGCAGAGCAUGCGGAUCGGAGCAGACGGUGGACGAGAAUACUCAGAGGAGAUGGAGGAAUUCUUGCAGGAAGCCGAGAGUGAAAAGGACAAGCUUCCUUGGCCUUUUGGUAAGAGAAAGAGGGUCGCACCGGGGGAGCCCCGUCCACAGCCGAAGAAGGGGUUGGCGUGGACGACCACGGAUCCCAUAGCUGAAUAUUUGGAAAAUUUGAGAGAGAUGGAUGUUCAUCGUCUGCCGAGUUUCAUUGACCUAGAGCAUGCACUGCUUCAGCUGCGAGCGAGUCAGGAUCAGUGGGAAGAAGCUAAACGCAUUUGGAGGGAGAGAACAACUGCUGCGCAGCGUGGCACAGAGCAGGAGGAAGCUGAGCCUUCCUAGUAAACGUAUAGAACGAAAGAGUGGCAGUUUUCUUCAAGACAAACGGAGUCCAUUUGUCAUUGCAGCGAAAUCAGAUUUCGCGCGCAGCAAAUGCAAGCGCAGCAGCCUUUGUUUUUGCUGAUCGUGGUCAGUCAGUCCCUUCCCACAUGAUAAUAUCAUGUAGCUCUACUUCUCUCAUAUACAAACUGCACAAACCACCUUGCACUCAAACAAAAAUUUGUCUGUAAAAUCGAACGACUUGCGUUCCGAAAAAAAAAAACGCGUGCGAUUGGUGUCGUGCCCUUCACAUGACGGAAACUGUUCU